Molecule: messenger RNA, 1545 nt
Organism: Aaosphaeria arxii CBS 175.79
Lineage: Eukaryota; Fungi; Ascomycota; Dothideomycetes; Pleosporales
Product: glycoside hydrolase family 88 protein
Exons: 2
Coding region: 1-1545 (514 amino acids)
Biological process (GO): polysaccharide catabolic process
Molecular function (GO): chondroitin hydrolase activity
Source: RefSeq, a predicted model, not a curated record
AUGACGCAGACCGCAGCCAACGGCGUCUGCAAAAUUGGCGCCAUCACCAACGGCCAUUUCCCUUUGAUCAAGCCGUACAUCAACGGGGGUUCCCGACCCGAAGAAAUUUCAAGGAACACAAUAACAAAUACUGAAAAAGCGGAUUCAAAUCAAGAGUGGCAUGUUUUGACUAAACGUCUCUCCAAAGAACUAUACUCCGAAAACAUCACCGCGAAUGUCUUGCGCGAUCCUCCUGAAUCAUACCCAGAGCUCGUUCCUCAGUCGGGCGAGAAAGAGGGUGAAUAUCGCUGUCGACCCAUCGAUUUCUGGACCUGUGGGUUCUUUCCUGGCAGCAUCUACGCGCUUCUUGAACGGGCUACAAAGCAUCCCAAGAGCAUGCACCAUGCAGACAACAGACUGUUGCUCUCCCAAGUCCGCGAUACGCUGGGUCUACUAGGCGUGAAAUGGUCGGAGCCCCUUCACCGCAUGGCGCACAGGACAGAUACUCAUGAUUUGGGCUUCAUGAUCAUGCCACACAUGCGGGCUCGCUGGGAGCUCUUUCACGAUCAGAAAGCACUCGACAGCAUCCGCACUGCCGCUGUUAGCCUCUACUCGCGGUUUGACGCUCGUGUAGGCGCUAUCCGUUCCUGGGAUCACCUCACCUGGCAGCGAGGUGUUGAUAUCCGUGACAAACAAGAGAAUUUCCUCGUCAUCAUCGACUCCUUGUGCAACCUCGAUCUUCUCUUCUACGCAGCUGAACACACGGGUUACGAGUUUUUGUCUGCGGCAGCCGUCAUUCACGCCAAAAAACUGAUCAAGUCUCACCUUCGAAAAGAAUCCGUCACGAGGAAUUCAUACAAUGGGGAUCUUUACAGCACCUGCCAUGUCGCGAACUUUCAGCCCUCAACGGGGGAGGUGAAAGAGAUCCGAACAGCUCAAGGGUAUGCUCCUGACUCCACGUGGUCUCGUGGUCAGGCAUGGGCUAUCCUGGGCUAUGCUCAGACAUACAAUUGGACUGGAGAUGAAGUUUUCCUCGAAGCUGCCUGUGGGCUUGCAGAGUACUUCCUGUUGCGGCUGGAGAAUGCGCCAGCUUGCGUUGAGAUUGACCUAGCAAGCGGCGCGAACGAUGAAGCCAAGGCUGGAAGAUAUGUGCCUUUAUGGGACUUUGAUGCGCCUAUCGAAGACCCGUCCUCUCCUUUACGGGAUGUUUCAGCUGGAGUGGUAGCUGCGAAUGGCCUUCUCUUACUUUCGCAAACACUGACUUCACUUGGGCGUCAUGACCAAGCCAAAGACUAUAUGAAAAACGCAUUGAGAAUUGUCGAUGAUACCAUACGUCUGACGUUAUCAAAAGAGCGAGUACGUCUCGAAUCUGUGCCCAAUGGCCUUGCCUCCGCAGCUGCAUGCGAACCUAAUCAAAAAGUCUUUGAAGCCAUACUUAGGAGUUCCACGGUGACUUGGAAUGACCAGAGUCGGAGUGCUAGCGCAGACCACGGUCUUGUAUAUGCUGAUUACUAUCUUAUUGAAUUUGGUAAUAAACUGCUGCAGCUUGGCUAUGCUAGUCUCUGA